GAAAUGAGGGCAGACAAAAACAUCUAGAAUAGGUUGGUCGUGGUAUGGAUGUAAUAGUGAAAGUGUGAUGUGUUAAACCUUAAUCCGGAAGUUGUGCCUUUUAUUCCGUCUGACUUGACCGCGUUAAACAGUCGCUCUUUUUGACCAUUGGCUUUGAUCAGAUAAGAGGUUCACGCGGACACAUUCCCCUGCACUUCUGAAGCUACAUUUUGAAAGAUGGAUUGUUCAGAAGAGGUUCGGGCUGUGUUUGAGGAGCCCACCGCUGAAAUGGAGCUAAAAAAGGGGAUGUCGAUUUUCAUUGAUAUUUUACGGAGAGCUGAUAAAAACGAUGAUGGAAAACUUUCCUUUGAUGAGUUCAAAUCCUACUUCUCUGACGGAGUCUUGACAGCUGAAGAGUUGCAGGAGCUCUUCCACACGAUUGACACUCACAACUCAGACAAUGUGGACACCGAUGAGCUCUGUGAGUAUUUUUCCCAGCACCUCGGUGAAUAUGAGAAUGUUCUCGGUGCCUUAGAAGACCUGAAUAUGUGCAUACUGAAGGCCAUGGACAAGACAAAGAAGGAUUAUCAGGAGUCCAGCCACCUUGAGCAGUUUGUGACCCGCUUCCUGCUGAAGGAGACAACCAAUCAGCUUCACUCACUUCAAAGCUCUCUGGAGUGCGCCAUGGAAACCACCGCCGAGCAGACUCGCCAGGAGAAGCAGGGCCCUCUGAAGCCAGAGGUUUUGUCCAUCCAGUGGUCGGGUCGCCGCUCCAAUCGGAGGCUCCAGAGGAACAGCAGCCUGUCUCCCAACAACCCUCUCCUCAGUCUCGUCAAUUCAGGUGUUUAUGAAGAAGACAGCCAGUGGAUGGUCCAGGUCAACAGGCUGCAGAGGCUCAUCGACCGUCUAGAGAAAAAGGAGAUCCGCCUGGAGCCCGUUGAAGAGGAGGUGUUGGAGAGCAAAUCGCACAUCCUGAUAGUCCAGAGGCAGCUGUCGGUGCUGGAGGACGAGCUGGAGGAGUUUCGUUUGGCUCUCAGACACUACAUGGACUGUGCCUGCGCCCAGACUGGAUGUCUACACAUCGCAGUUCAGCGUCUUGCAAAUGAAUCACGCUUCAUUCUCUAUGAAUUCUGGGAGCACAACAACGUGUGGAAGAAUCACCUGCAGACCAACUACAGUAAGACCUUCCAGAGGGGCAACGUGGAUUUCCUGGAAACCCCUGAGAGCCUAAGCACCAUGUUGGUUCCUGCCUCAUGGUGGGUCCUCACAACAACAACUGAAGAUGGGAUGAGAAACCAUUACAGAUCCUAACUGAUGGGAAAAACCUGCCGACACACACACACACACACACACACACACACACACACACACACACACACACACACCACACACACAGUAACUCGUGAAGUUAUGGUUAUUAGUAUUUAUGACCUUUAUUUUCCUUCAUAGUUUUAUAUUUUAGUCUGAAAUA
Molecule: messenger RNA, 1450 nt
Organism: Gymnodraco acuticeps
Lineage: Eukaryota; Metazoa; Chordata; Actinopteri; Perciformes; Bathydraconidae
Gene: necab1
Product: N-terminal EF-hand calcium binding protein 1
Biological process (GO): regulation of amyloid precursor protein biosynthetic process
Cellular component (GO): cytoplasm
Molecular function (GO): calcium ion binding
Source: RefSeq, a predicted model, not a curated record